AGUAUUUUUUCAAUCUUUUUUACUUACAAAUAUGCGUGUUAAAAAUUUAUUUUCCGUGGCAACUGGAGCGUUUCUAGUAUUUCUAUCACUCCUAGCUUGCUCUAUAGUGUUAGCAGAAGAAUCCGACGUUAUUUCUUUAACAAAAGAUACCUUUAAAACAAUUGUUGAACCAGAAAAGCUUAUCCUUAUUGAAUUUUUUGCACCAUGGUGUGGACAUUGUAAAGCUUUAGCACCCGAAUAUGAAGAGGCCGCCACAGCUUUAAAAGCUGAAAAUAUUAAGCUUGCUAAAGUUGACUGUACAGCGGAAACAGAACUUUGUGCCGAACAUGAGAUUAAAGGCUAUCCCACUCUUAAAGUAUUCAAGGAUGGUAAAGCUUCAGAGUAUAACGGCGGCAGGAAAGCUAACCUUAUUAUCAGUUACAUGAAAAAACAAGCUUUGCCUGCAAGAACUGCUGUAAACAUUGAGAAUUUUGACACAUUCAAGGAUUCUGAUGAUAAAGUUGUUAUUGGUUUCUUUAAUGCUGAUGAUCAAAAAGAAUUCAAUAUCUUCUCACAAAUAUCCGAGGAAUUACGUGAUGAUUUUGUCUUUGGUGAAACUGGUCAAAAAGAAGUAAUAACUAAAGCCGAAGUCAAGCCACCCGCUGUUAUUCUUUACAAGAAAUUUGAUGAAGGAAAGAAUGUGUUGGAAGGCACAUUUACCAAAGAGGAACUUACUUCUUUUAUUAAGAAAAAUGCUUUACCCUUAUUGGCAGAAAUUGGACAAGAUAAUUAUGCUUCAUAUGUUGAUUCUGGUUUACCUCUUGCGUUCAUCUUUUAUGAUGACGAUGAACAACGAACUGAUCUCGGCAAAGAGAUUGAACCUGUCGCUAAAGAAUUUAAGGGAAAAGUUAACUUUGUAUUUAUUGACGCGACUAAAUUUGGUCAACAUGCUGAUAAUAUCAAUUUGAAACAAACAUGGCCCGCUUUUGGUAUUUCAUUACCCGAUGAAAAUUUGAAAUAUCCAUUUAAUCAAAGCAAAGAAAUCACUACCGAAUCUAUUAGAGAUUUCGUCGAUAAAUUUGUUAAGGGAGAAAUUACUCCAAGCAUAAAAUCCGAGCCAAUUCCUGAGAAAAAUGACGAUUCUGUUUUUGUGUUGGUUGCUGACAACUUUGAAAGUGUUGUAUUCAAUGACACCAAGGAUGUCUUAGUUGAGUUCUAUGCUCCAUGGUGUGGACAUUGCAAGAAGCUUGCACCUACUUACGAAAAAUUGGGAGAAGUUUACAAAAAUGUGAAGGAUAAGAUCCUUGUCGCCAAGAUGGAUAGUACUGAAAAUGAUCUUCCUCCUAAAGCCAAAUUCCAAAUUGCUGGAUUUCCAACGAUCAAACUUUUCAAAGCUGGGGAUAAUGAAAUUGUAGAUUAUUCAGGGGAUAGAAGUUACGAAAGCCUUGUUGAAUUCUUGGAUAAGAACGCACAUAACAAAGUUGAUCUUGAAUCUUCCACUCCAGAGCCAUCAUCAUCAAAAGAACCGGCUCCAACAACUACUGCUGUAAAAGACAAGCAUGAAGAAUUAUAAUUAUCGAUUUUACUUUUGUUAUUUUUUUUAAAAGAAGGAAAAAAAAAAAAAUUAUAUAUACAUAUAUAGUAUUUAUUUGCAUAUCAUAAAAAGUUAAAUAAAUGAUCGCGAUCGUAUCACAUCGACAUUAAUAAAUAAAUUACACAACGAAGGUUGUUGACACAAAGUUUGCCA
Rhizophagus irregularis DAOM 181602=DAOM 197198 is the source of this 1726-nucleotide messenger RNA. RefSeq lists its product as uncharacterized. Gene Ontology annotation, molecular function: protein disulfide isomerase activity. Gene Ontology annotation, cellular component: endoplasmic reticulum. Gene Ontology annotation, biological process: protein folding; response to endoplasmic reticulum stress. Lineage: Eukaryota; Fungi; Glomeromycota; Glomeromycetes; Glomerales; Glomeraceae. The record is from RefSeq and is a predicted model, not a curated record.